This is a messenger RNA of Amoebophrya sp. A120, 4912 nucleotides long. The record is from the annotation of a GenBank genome assembly. NCBI's taxonomy places the organism in Eukaryota, Dinophyceae, Syndiniales, Amoebophryaceae.
AUGACGAGCGGCGGGAACGAGCAGUUGCGCGUGGGCAAGUUUAAGGGCCGAACGUACCAGGAUGUUUUCAACUCGGAAAAACAUUAUGUCACGUGGGCGCUUGGCUUACCGGGUCCGAGUGGGGAGAUGCUCAAAUUUCAAACCUACUGCAAGCAGGCCAGCGGCAUGGGUGCCGACACCCGGGUCGGCGCACAGCCAGAUGCCAUGGUGCAGCCGGCGGCAAGCAGCUGGCAGUUGCCGUUCGGCCAGCAGCCGCAACAACCACAGCAGAGGCCCAACAUCAAUACGCAAGGGAGCAACGGGUCCUUUCCCGGCACGAUAAACCAGCAAAAUUUUGCAAAUCAGAGUCAAAAUCUCAACCAAUCUUUCGGGCGGCCCGGUUCGCAAGCUAGCGGCUUCAGCAAUAACCGACCGUCUUCCGGCGGGUUUUCACACCCGGGGACGAACACUCCGGGCGCGUUUGCCGGUGGCGGGUUCGGACAGCAGCAGGGGCAACACCAGGCUGGAUUCGGUCAGCAAGGCUUCGGAGGUCCGGCGCAAUUCGGCGGCGCGCCGUUUGGCAAUGCUGCGGCUUCCUCCUCCUCAACACAAUUUGGAGGAGGCGGCUUCGGGACACAGUUUGGAGCGGGCGGGGGACAAUUCGGAGCAUCAACUGGAAGUGGGCAGUUUGGGGGAGGACAGUUUGCAGCAGGUGGUGCGCCCGCGCCGAGUUCGCAGUUCGGAUUUAGCCAACAGCCGCCACAGCAACAAAUGCCUUCCAUUGUUUCACAACCAUGGGCGAACCGAGGUUAUUAGCGCGCUUUGAAUGUUUACGUAGUCGGUCGGAACACUUGCACUUCCUCCUAGCGUCAAAUAUUUUCCUUCAAUUUAUGUCAUGGCAAAAGAGCACAGCUACGCACUGUCACUUUUUAUUCCUGUUGUAUCCACAUGUCAACAAGUAGUCCAAGCGAAGAACGCAAAAAUCCUCAUCCUCAGGCAGCAGCGCGUCUUCCUCCGCUCAGCUCCCGAGCGCGUUUGCGCAAAUGGCAGGCGCAGGCCUGGGCUCAGCGACAUCGUCCUUCGCAAUGAACGGUAUCAACCACCCCCCUCCCCAAGCCCGUCCAGCAAACCAGCCCCUGAUCUGCUUGAAGAACGAGGUGAAUCUCGAGCUCACUGGGCACCACACCGUCGCGCUGAAGCUCUGCGGCUUUGAAGGCAGCGAGACGUACCGCGCGCUUCGCGAUCUACUUCCCGGCGGCCAAAUUCGGCGCGGGGUGACCAGCUGUCUCGAGUGGCCGAUCAGUUACAAGGAUGCCCUUCUUCAGUCGCUGAACAACCAGUUCCGACAACCCGAGGGCAACAACGAGGACGACAUUGCGCCCUGGAUCCAGAAAAUCCAGACGUUGAUCAAGCAGAAAGAAGAGCGGCAGGCGAGGAACCCGCCGAUCAACGGGCACGUGUUUCACCACUUGCACAAAUUUCAGGACGAGGGCGUGGCUUUCGCGGUGGGGAACAACGGGAAGUGCAUUAUCGGGGACGAGAUGGGGUGCGGAAAGACGGUGCAGUCGCUCGCCACCGCCUGGUACUUCCGCGAGGACAGCUGGCCGGUCCUGGUCGUCUGCCCCUCCACCCUCCGCUCGGUGUGGGCCGAUGAGGUGGAGCAGUGGCUGACCGACCCGAUGAUGCAGUACAAGGGGCGCAAGCCCGUGGCGCAGGUAAUCAAAAAGGGCGCGGACAAACUCGACCAGAACGCCGACUUCGUCAUUGUCAGCUACGCGCUGCUCGCGUCAAAGGACCAUUUUAAAAAGUCCGCGGCGGGACUCCCCUGGAAGAUGCUCAUUGCGGAUGAGGCGCACUACAUCAAGGACCCGAAAUCAAAGCGGGGCGAAGUGGUUUUGAAAAUCGCCAAAGACGCAAAGCUAUCCACGGCAAAAGUGUCGUACUCGUACUAAUUGCAAUGUUGCGUGACAAAUCUACUUUGUAUUUGUUUAGCUGAAUCAGCAUUACAAAGUUUGUUUUCCUUACUGAGAAAAUUUGUGAUGCAAUCUGUACUAAUAGAUAAGAUGACGAUACUUUUGGUUUUGCAAGGCAUAAAAGCGGGCGAUCCUCCUGUCCGGCACACCGGCGCUGAACCAGGCUGCAGAACUCUACCCGCUGCUGGAUAUCGUGUUGCCACCCAAGUCCAUCCCUAACCAAACGCAGUACCAGAAGCGGUUCUGCUUCAAAAUCGAGCAGAACUUCGGGGGCAGACGGGUGAUCAACUGGAAGGGGGCGAAGCGGACGGAGGAGCUGCAUUUCAUCCUGCAGAGCUGCAUGAUCCGGCGGCUGAAGUCCGAAGUGUUGAGCCAGCUGCCCCCGUAUCAAAUGCAAAAAUGUCUGGAUGUGGAAGAAUGCGAGAUCUGUUUAUGCAGUUUUUGCAUGAGCCAGAUCGUCUGGCAUGCAAGCUCUAGCAUCACAGAUUUUGAGCGGGUAUCCCGAUGCCUAAUCCGCAUGACAAAUCCCCUCUCUCGGAAACAAAAGGCGCGGCCUUUUGCUGGCCAUGCGUGACAGAUUUUCUCAUGCUGUAGACUUCGCAUCACAAAUUCGAAUCCUCCCAGACCCAGACAUAUUUGCAAUUCAUACCCCGAAGACCCGGUCGAAGGUGCGCCUCCAGCAGGACGAACUCGACAAGGGAAAGCUGAAGGAACUGCAAAAAACGAUCAAAAUGCAGGAGGAAGCCAUGGAAUACGCCAUGGAACAGGGAGAGGUACUUAGAGGUCUUUGUUCUGUUUGAAUUGGCAUAAUUUUUUGUUCAGAUCAUGAUGUACAUAGUGACAAUCAAUUUUAUAAUUUCAAUGAAAAGUUUGUCCGCGACUCGCACUACGUCAUUGUUAAAGUUAUCUUUUUAGCAUCAGCUGUUGUACUCAAUUCAUCGAUCAUCAAUCUGUCACCCUCGUCGAUCAUGGCAAAAAUCCACAACCCAUCCCAACAGGGUCGCGGUCCCUCGCCCCAGAUGAUGAAACUUUUCCAGCUCACGGGGGAAGCCAAGGUUCCAGCGGUAAUUUCCUUUCUGACGGAGCUUCUCGAGAACAGUCCGAAGGAGAAGAAGUUUCUGAUUUUCGCGCACCACAUGGCGGUUUUGGACGCGAUUGACGACGCGCUGCAGACAAAAAUCAAGAUUGACAAGCAGGCAAUCGGGUUCAUGCGGAUCGACGGCCGGACGCCGCAAGACGCAAGGGGGAAACUGGUGCACGAAUUCCAGGAAACACCGGAAGUCCGGGUCGCGGUGUUGAGCAUCACGGCAUGCGGUAUAAUAAUUUUAUCUUCAUCUGUACUGUUAAACCUAAGCUCAAGUUGCGUUUCUACCGCGGCUGCUGCGACAUUUAGCCGCGCGCGGUGUCUUCACUUUAUUCCGAUGAAGAUUCUGCCACAGUACCGGUUGCCUUUCAUCUGUUUCAUAUCGAUACAUGAUUGCCAUACGAUUACGAAGGAACAAAACGAAAUUUUCCUCGCAGGUACCGGGCUGACGCUUACGGCUUCCGACCACGUGAUUUUUGCGGAGCUGUACUGGGUUCCCGGACAGAUGAUGCAGGCGGAGGACCGGGUGCACCGCAUCGGGCAGACCAAUAACGUCACCAUCCAGUACCUCUGCGCCCCGGACACCGUGGACGAAAAAAUGUUCAAAAUGCUCGACCGGAAGCGGCAAGAUACGAGCGCGGUGGUGGACGGGCGGAAUGAGAAAAUGGAUCUGGAAGACACCACGCACCAACCCCUGCCGAAGCGACAAAGAGUCGAGGAAACGAGCGACGACGAACCGGAGAUCGUGGAAGUGGUGGGAGAGGGCGGGAACAAAAAUCCUGCACGACCAGAACAGAAGCCUAGAAAUAAUUCACAGCAGAACAAGCGGCAGCCGAAGAUAACGGAUUUCUUGCAACAGAAGGCGGGAGCAGGAAACCAGGCACAACCGACAAAAGCUGCUGUAGUUCAUCCUUCAGCUGCACCUCCGCACCCGAAGCAGCCUGUAUCAAAUGUGAAAAUGUCUGGGUCUGGAAGAUUCCGAGAUUUGUCAUGCAGUUUUUCCAAGCUCCACCAAGUCUGGAAUGCAGGGCCUAGCAUCACAGGAUCUGCAGCCCCUCUGUGAUGCCUGUUCUGCAUGAGAAAUGCCCCUUCAGCAUGGCCAGAAAUGAGCACCUUUUGCAAGUCACGCAACACAGAUUUUUGUAUGAUGCGCAACAUGCAUCACAAGUUGCAUUCUUCCAGACCCAGACAUUUUUGCAUUUGAUAGCCUGUAGUUGGAGCAGAUGAAAACGCACUUGAAACCGGGGACCAUCUGGUAUGGCGUUCUCAAAAGUUACAUUCUCAACUGUUACAUGAAUUUGUAAUGCAAGACUGGCACAGGUGAGAGGGAGAGCCUUGCGCGUCUUGCAUUACAGGUUUGGUGCGGAUUACAGUGCUGUUUAUCUUCCCUCCGAGAAUUUAUCAUGCGCAGCAGCUUGAUCGUCUGGCGGGUCAUGGUCACUCUGCAUUACAAAUGAUGUAACAGUUGAGAACGCCAUAUCUGGCAGCAGUUGCUGGACUACACCCAAGAUCCUCUUCUGAUGAAUUCGGGUUUGGCGCCAAGCUGGGCGACUUCGCUCUCGGAAAGAACGAGUUCAAGACGACGCAGUGAACAAAGAACGGUGAUGGUCGAGUAUGUUGACUUCGACUUCCAUUCGGGUUUGCUAUUCCGAACUGUGUGUCCUGUUGUAGACGGACGAGCACGAAGAUAAUAUACCAAGUUUCAUCUCAGUCGCAGUAUACGUACAUCAAUCAAGUCAUUUUAUUCCAACGCUGUUGUUGAUCACAUCUACUACGCAAGGACGUAAAGAUAAUCCGAACGUCGACAUUUUUUCUAGACAUCACCGCUGUAAAGAUUGCGCACCUGCUGCUGCUGUUGCAAUACUACGUGACUCAU